UUAUAUAAAUUUAAUACUGUAUAUAAAAAAGACUUAAAUGUAACCCCAAGUGACUGUCACAAACUGCUAGCACACGGCCGCCUCAGUACUGUGACGUGUGCGUGUUUACUUGAACAGCUGAUCUCCUUCAGUCAGCUUCGUACGAUUUUCGUUCGUGCUGAGAUCAUGUCAUCUGAGAGUGAAGAUGAUUUCCAGUCAGCAGAUGAAGGUUCUGAUUUUGAAGGCUUUGAGCCUGGAGAACCAGUUAAGGAAGCAUUGACUCAGCCCCAGCCGCUGACACCCUCAUUAUUACCACAGAGUAUCCCACUAUCUAGUGAUGAGGAAGAGGCAGAUGUUGACACCUUUGACAAAGUUGAUAUAGUUAAGGAACAAAAUAACAAAUUUGAAUGCAGACAGAAGGUACAAGAUAUUGGUAAAUCUGCUGAAUCUACUGAUUUACUGGAGAAAAUGUCGAAGGAGAAGAUAAAACAGGAAGUAGAUAAUGAUACUGACACCUUUAAAGAAGUUGGAGCAGCUUUAAGUGAGUUGAGUCUCAAUGAUAUUAUACCUAAGACCAUAGAAAAUGUACCACCAAAAAAUGACAAGACUCUCACAGCUGGGAGAGAUUCUCCUGUGGAUGUUCAGAAGUUCAGUGAAUUAGAUAAGACAAAUUUUAAUUUAGAAAAGAAUAGAGAAGAAAAGGAUUUUCACCAAGCCACUAUUGUAGAAGAUAAUGUCACCAGAGAUGCUGACUUACACCUCAGUGGUGAAGAGGAAACUAAAGAAGAAGAUACAAGAUUCAUGGAAGAGAGAGAAAGAGGCAAAGGAGAGUUGAUUGAUAGCUUCAGUGAUGUACAAGAAGUCAUAAACAAAACAAAACAUGCAGAGAAGAGAAUAGAUGAACAGGAGAAAACCAAAGUAGAUGUUGAAUCAAAGAAGAUACCUGUAGAAGUAAAGCAGAUAGAAGAUGAUGUGCAGGAAAUAGAAGUGAAAGAAAUUGAAGAAACUAAGCAAACAAAUGUUAACCAGAGAAAAAAGGAAGUGAAAAAGUCAGGUGGUAGUAAUCUAAGUAAUAAGGCAGAAGAAGAAAAAACAACAGUACCUGAAAAGAGGGAUUCAGGUUCCAGACCGAUCCGGGAAUGUAAAAUAGGCAUGAAAAAGCCCCGUGAAAAACUUGGAGAACGGCUCGGCACAAGAAGAAUAGGCACAAGAGUAGAGAAGAAGACCUUAGAGAGUAUCAGUUCAGAUAGCAUCAUUAAACCCAAAGACGUUCCUAGUGAAGUAGACAAGAGCAUGCCACAAAAGGUUGUAGAUAAGCUAAAUAAAAGUAAAGAGAAAGAAAUGGCAGAAAAACUGAAGAAGCAGCAACAGUGGGAGGAGCAGCAACAGAGGUGGCAGCAAAUUCAUCAGCAUCAUGAUGGGAGGAGAGAUAUGUCUUCAGAAGGUGGUACUGAUGGGUGGGGAGGAUCUUGGGGCGGCUGGGGUACUUCUCUUCUCUCUGCUGCCUCCACCUUCACACGAGAAGUUGGCCGUGGUGUUGGUACUGUCAUGGAGACUGUGGAGGGCACUUUAGGUGUCCCAGAUCCUGUCACUAUGGCUCAGCAAGUUGCAGAGAAGGAAAAAAUGAGGAAAAGUGAAGAAAAAUGCCUAACAAAUAAAGUAGAAGAGGAAAAUCAAGGAUCAAAUGAGGAAGAGUGUUUGAACAUUAAUGAAGAUGGUGCAGCAGGCAAGAACAGUGAUGGUGGUGGAGAAGGAAGCAAGGGUGUAGUAGACUACAGCUUUGGUGGCCUCUCCUCUCUUGGAAAUUUGGUUUCUGGUGUUUCAGGAGUUCUAGAAACUGCCAGCUCAAAGGUGCUGUUAGGAGGACUCGAUACCUUGGAAGUCAUUGGACGAAAGGCAAUGGAUGUUAUUCAGGAGGGAGAUCCUGGACUGAGGAAAAAGAGAGCGAUCCUCUCUAAUAGGAAGCCGAACUUGUCUUUGAUGCUGCAAGAAGCACGGCAACGAGCAGCUAACGAGGAGAAUGAGCAAAGAGAUGGAGGGAAAGACUCAAAGCACUCACAGAGGAUUAUUUUUGACCAAACAUGGGAAGCUACUGAGGGACCUGUGCAUCUUGAGGCUCUGUCAUUGGUUGCCAGGCAGUGUGAAUCCAAGUUGGGAACCAUGCUGCAGAGUUUACCGCAUUAUUUGUUGGAGAAACUUAAUGCUACUAAUGCUGAAAUCAAGAACACAUGUGAGUUGGAGGAAGACAAUGUAUUGGAAGGAGAUUUAGCAGAACAAGUAACAAAUAUUGUACCGCAGAUUGGUCUUCCUCUUCACUUUCAAAAAAUAAAUAAGGCUUGGUCUUCAGUUGAGGAGACUGCAUCACUUAUUCAAGAGGCUGGAGUUGUUGAUGGUCCAACAGCUGAACGUGAAUUAUAUACAGCAUUAGCAGCUCUUGUGGUACAGAUGUCAGCCAUGGCUCACAAGGGAGCAGAGUUGUCUCUCAUCACCCCUGAUGCAGAUCCUCUUACUGUUGCUGUACAGUUUAAAGAGUUAACUAAUGUUGUGUGUGGUGGCAUUGAAAACAUCGCAGACCAAGUAUGUGGAGCUAUUACAGCCGGGGCCUCAGCAGCUGACCCACAAGUUAAUAACACAAUCACCAAUAUCUAUUUACAGACGGCAAGUGGCAAAAAUUACAUCCAGCAGGGUAUGGUCCUCCUAUCAUCGGUACUGCAGUAUGCUAACACUAAACAGAUGGUGGCACAACUUUCAUAGUUGGAGCUACUGUAUUGUUACGUGCCUCACUGGACAAGGAUUUACCAAACUUAAUUAAUCAUAUUUCCAUGGAUUAACUGACAUUUGCAAAAAUUUGUGGUCUUACCAAUUUAUUUUGUUACAUGGUAUUUAGUACAGUAUAUAAUAAAUAUAAUUUUGUAAGAAUAAUGAAUAUGGUGAAGACAUGAAAAAAAGUUUUUUAUUACAUUUUCCUUUAGUAUCUUUUGCAGCAAGUUUUAUCACUGA
Molecule: messenger RNA, 2979 nt
Organism: Homarus americanus (American lobster)
Lineage: Eukaryota; Metazoa; Arthropoda; Malacostraca; Decapoda; Nephropidae
Exons: 10
Coding region: 166-2733 (855 amino acids)
Source: RefSeq, a predicted model, not a curated record